AUGACCGUAGCCGGCGUUGCUAAGUCCGUGUACAGAGAAGGAUGGGAACAGGCCAUGAGGGAAGAGUUUGAAGGGCACUUGGGCACGGGGACGUUUUCAUUCGUAGACGGCGCGCCAGAGGGGCGCAGGCCUGUGAGCUCAAAGUGGUGUGUUAGUUGGAAGACCAACAAGACACACGCCACGCUAGACGAGGAGGUUUUUCUGAGGCUCCCCGCUGGGUGCGGGGACAAAUCGCAUAAUAUUGUCAAGGCUGAGCGUGCGAUUUACGGUCUGAAGCAGAGCGGUAGGCAGUGGGGGUACCACGCUGCUGAUACGCUAGUCGAGAACGGGUUCGAGCGGUGCAAUGCGGACCCGUGUGUUUUCCGCAUGAUGGUAGACGAAGUCGUGGUGAUGAUUAUCGUGAUCAACGUGGAUGACUUUUUGGUGGCUGGGUCUGACGAGGAUUGCGAGGAGUUGCUUGCUUCUCUCAACAAGAAAUUUCCCACCAAAAAUCUUGGAGAAUGCGAAUGGUUUGACGGGUACGCCAUUGAGAGAGAUGUAGAGACUGGGACUCUUAAAAUCUCCCAAACCGCGUAAAUUGAUAGCAUGGUGAAACGCUUUGAUGUACAAUCG
This is a messenger RNA of Ectocarpus sp. CCAP 1310/34, 612 nucleotides long. The record is from the annotation of a GenBank genome assembly. NCBI's taxonomy places the organism in Eukaryota, Phaeophyceae, Ectocarpales, Ectocarpaceae.